Odontomachus brunneus is the source of this 9219-nucleotide messenger RNA. Its product is annotated as serine/threonine-protein kinase ATR. Gene Ontology annotation, cellular component: nucleus. Bases 1 to 7470 code for a protein of 2489 amino acids. Gene Ontology annotation, biological process: protein phosphorylation; telomere maintenance; DNA damage checkpoint signaling. NCBI's taxonomy places the organism in Eukaryota, Metazoa, Arthropoda, Insecta, Hymenoptera, Formicidae. The record is from RefSeq and is a predicted model, not a curated record. The transcript has 32 exons. Gene Ontology annotation, molecular function: protein binding; protein serine/threonine kinase activity.
AUGGAAAUAAAUGGCGAUUCAGCGAUUUCUCCAAGUAACGUGAUAACAGUUGCAGAUUCAGUAUGGAAAUUCAUCAAUAUGCCAAUAAUUCAUAUUUUUUCUCAUCUGGAAAAUCCUGCUACAGAACAGAUGCUGUGUUCUCUCUUAGAAUCUUUAUUAAGAAGAUCCUCUACUUUAAGUAGUGUAUUAGUUCCUCCAUUCAAUAAUGGUGUACCAGAUGAAACUCUGCAACAACAAUAUACAGCAUUUACAACUUGGUUGUUUGGUACAAUGUUUUAUUUGGUGUGUGUUCCAUCAAGCAAUGUAAUACUCUCAAAUAGUAUUGAAGUUCAAUCUUGUAUGCUCAGGAUACUGUCCAGACAUCAUUCCACAAUGUUUGAGGCUAUAAAUUCAGAAUAUUUAAAUACACUUAGUGAAAUAUCAGAGUUUUAUAUAAAUAGUACAGAUACAGAAGAAAUGACUCUCUCAAAGUUUCAUACAGAGAAAGAUAUCAUACAGAAUUUAGAUCUGACACCAUUUUCUGUAACAAUUAACUCAUCACAGAUGCUAUCAGUUCAAUCAUCUAUAUUAAAGAUAAUUAUGAAGUCUGGAGUGUUAAUUUGGGAUCGGAUAAAAUUGUGGGACAAAGCUAUAACAAUAGUUACUAAAUUUCCUCCAAAUUUAAAGAUUGAAGCAUUUCAACUGUGCACAGAAAUAAUAGAAGAUUGCGUCAUUCCCGAUCGAGAAUUUACAGCCUUAAUUUCAUACAGUCUAGAAAUAAUAAAAAGUAUUUCAACUUGGAUUAACUUAGGUCAAUUACAAAUACAUGCAUUUUCUCAAUUUAUAGAAACGAUAACACGUUUAAUACGAGAAGCACCAGUCUUAUUUAAUGUUGCAGAAUUGUGUUUUCAAAUUAUUGAACUUGUAGCUUCUGAAUUAUCACAUCAUGUAACAGCUGAAGUACGAAAGAAAUUAAUGGAAGUAACAUGUCAUAAACUUAAACAAUAUUUAAUUACAGAGCCGAGAUCUUGUACUGUCUUAGAAGCUAAAAAAUUUUUGGCUUACUUCACACAUUGUCCGACUAUUAUUGACGUUUUUAUGCAAUUUGUUUUUAUUGAUAUUAGACGAACUGUUAUACCAGAGAAGACAAUUUUUGCCACGGAAAUUAGCGAACCGUGGAAAUUACUAAGAAAGGAAUUAAUGACUCAUAUGCAGAUGGAAAAAUUUACAGAAGUACUACACAUUGUGAAAUCUUCGUCUCUAUUACAAUUAUGGUUGGAAGAACGGAAGAUUCAAGUAAAAUUAUACGAGAAUGACUUAAACGUUAUACUAAAAACACUCAUGCAAAAUUUGAAUUCUGAUAAAUGCCAAGAUGUGGAAGUUAUUUUUCAAAUUUUAAUGAAUUUAAUGGCUCAUAGUGAAUCGAAUAAAGUUUUAUUGCAAUCAAUAUUAGCCUUGCCAUUUACUCAAGAUUUCAAAGGAUCUAUGGAUAUCAGUCAAAAAAUGGUGCAGAAAGCGAAGUCUCUCAAUGUUGACACUAUGUCAAAGUGUCUUGAAACCUUAUGCGCGUAUGGCAGUGGAAAAGAACGAUUAAAAUUAUUACGCGCGUGUAUAUUAAAUAAUGAAACGCAAGUAGCUGUUGUAGCAGUAUCAAACAGUGUAUUACUGUUGAAUGAUAAGACCAUAAUAUUGGAAGAUGUUUGCCAAUAUGUUUUGAACACUGCCUUAUCUUCGACAAAAGUAGAAGUACAUGAAGCUCUUGCAAGUGUUUUAGGACAGGUAGCUUGUGUCUCAUCAGGAAAGGGCAAAAUUAUCAGCAAAUCCUCAAAUGAUGGAAAAUGGACAAUAUAUUGCAAAUGCUGUACAGAGAAUGUGAAAGAAAAUGUUGAGUCCAAUGUGAAUUGUCUUCCAAGAACCAAUGACAAUAUUUUUAAUACGUACUUUACACUACUGUCUUCAUCAAACGUCUCGAUACGUUUGAAUAUUUCUAAAAGUAUUCUGUCUCUCUCAAACCACAUAAAGUUAUUCAACUCAAAUGAAGUAGCAAAGAAAUGGCUCCCUUACAUAUAUGACGAUAAUAUAGAGAUUCGCUCAAAUAUCGCAUCAGUGAUCGGACAAUUAUUGAAUAAUAAAAUUUCUAUGUUGGAAAACGAACAUUUGCCAGAUAUGGUGCCAGAUGAUUUGGAUGAAUUCGUUGACUUAGUAAUUGAUGUUAUAGCUGACAAUCUCAUCACUGCAGUGGAUACCUCGAAUCAUUCCUUACAUGAUACACUACUCAUUACUGCAAAAAAUUUUGUAUGUGUUCCAUUACACUUGACGGAGAGAAGAAUUAUAAACAUAUUUCUUUUUACAAUACUACAUCCAAACUCAUCGCCUGCAGCCGUAGCAUGUGCCACAGUCGCGUAUAAAGACGUUGCUGACUUCCUAAAUGUUUCUCCAAAGGCCUUGUACAUUCGAUAUCGAAAAGAUAUUUUAAAGCUCAUAAUGGACCGUGCAGUUUGUAAUCACUUUGAAUUUUCGUAUAAUAUGGCGACUACAGUACAUCGUGUUGCUAAAUGCAUAGGAUACGAAGGAUCGCGUCAUUUGCUUCGUAAAGAUGGCCAUUACGCGAUCUGCUUUCUAAUUGCCGCUAUUGUUGAAAUACCAGAAACAGAACCACUUUUACAUGAUAUAGCCGAAUUAAUAAAUAUGGACAUAAAGAAGAUGCUUGAAGAAUAUUUUCCGUACAUUUGUAGUUAUUCAUUCUUGGAGACACCUUUACGAAUAUCUACGGAAUGUUUGAAAUUGGUUACAAAAAUCACUAAAUGUAGUCUCGGAUUUCUUACAAAGCAAUCAUUUAUGGAAAUUUUUGAGGAACUUAUGUUAAAUUUUUAUCAGUCUCCUAAGAAGAUAGAAGGCUUUUUAGAAAUUAUUUCAGAAUAUGACAGUAACCACAAAGGGAAUUUUGCUACACAAGAGCAAAUUGCAUCGUAUUUGAAUCUACGCUUGCAUGGUAUAUUGGUGAAUUUCGAUAUAAAACUUGGUCCCAAAUCAGACGAAUAUACGCAACAAUCUGCACUUGCUUCACUAGCUGUUUUAAUUCGAUACAUGGGUGCUACCUACUUAACUCCACUUAGAUACAAAAUUCUGGCCACGUUACGAACCUCGCUUGGAUUUAAAAGACCCGGUUUUCCCGGCUUAGUUUGCGAUGCGUGGGAUGCGUUUAUUCACAACAUAGCCAUGGAAGAUUUAGGACCAUUAUUCCCAACAAUAUGCGUAUCAUUAAUGCCAUUGCAGAAGACAUUUCCUGAAAGAGUCAAUAAUAUGUUAGAAUUUCUGAUUAUUCAAAAUGCGGGAGGAGAUAAUAAUCACAUCUCAGAGUUAUUCUUCAUAGAUGACAUGGAAGUUCCUACUCGCAUAUCUAACAUAGUCAAAGCAUAUAUACUGCAAGCGAGACCCGAGGGAUUUGAUGCCAAUUUAAAAUUAUGGUUAAAACGGAUCACUCAUGAGACCGACGAAGUGCGAAUUAGGGCUCUGAAACAUUUGCAAACAUUUCUGAAAGAACACCGCAGUGAGCUUAAUCAAAUGAUAUUAAGUGAAACCGACGUCCAUCCGCUAAUUGUUGAAUUAUUAGAUACUCUAUUGAUUGGAUGUCAAGAUAAAGAUGAAUCUAUUCGUUUAUGUUAUGGAGAAUGUCUUGGAGAAUUAGGAGCGAUCGAACCGAGUCUUCUUCCGCGAAGAAUUAUUUCUAAAGAGGAUAGUAAAUUUAUAUCUGAUAUGAACGAGGAGUUUGCGUGUGCAUUACUCUCUGAACAUGUACGAGCUUUUCAAGUGCAGAAAAAUAGUCAAAGUAUGGAUUGUUUUUCACUCGCUAUACAGGAAAUAUUAAGAGCAUACGACAUUUCUCCGCAAGGCCGAAAUAGUGAAUUAUGGAAUAAUUUGCCUUCCACAACGCAACAGAUUAUUAGUCCUUUCUUGACAUCACAUUAUAAAAGAAAGGAAGAGGCUAUUACUGACGAUAAUGAGUUUCCUCAUCCUAUUUAUGGUUCUGAAGUAGGUUCCUCAGUCGAAACCUGGGCUUAUUAUUGGCUUUGCAGUAUAUCCAAUAAUGUACAGGAUACAACUCUCAAUAAUGUACUGCAGGCGUGCAAAUUAGCUUUCAAACGAGACAUAAAAACGUUGACAUUUUGUCUACCAUAUAUCGUGUCCUAUAUAGUUGCAAAUAAUAGUGAAGAGGAAUGUAUUAAACUUAAAGAGGAGAUGUUAGCCGUGAUUAACGUUAGAGAGAAACCCGUAUUAGAUCCUGAGCUUUUACGUCAUUAUCCACUUCGAUACGGCCAGAGCGUGAAAGCUGAUGACAAGAGAAUCUCAGAGGAAACUAAACGUACACGUUGCUCGCGGGUGGUUUUUAAUAUUUUGGAUCAUUUGCAAAGAUGGCUCAGAGAACGAAGAUUAUUUCAAGAUAGCAGAUAUGAGGCAAUAAAAAAAUUUUGCAGUAUGUUAGAUAGUCUGAUGGUGGCAGAAGUUUGUUACCAAUCGCGGGAAUAUCAUCGGGCAUUGAUAUAUUUAGAGCAACAUAUGGCCUCUAGCAAUAAAGGUUUAUCAGAACCGACGGAAGGUGGUUUGCUCGCUAAAAUUUAUGCACAGCUUGAUGAACCGGAUGGAAUAUCCGGUAUUCUAGCAACUCAAAAUGAAGCUCCCACUUUGCAACAAUUGGUUCUAGCUCAUGAAGUCAACGGACAGCUUCAGGAUGCGGCUACGUGCUACGAAAGACUCGCGCAGAAAAAAGACUUAAAACAUACCUAUUUGCAAGGUAUGAUUCAUUGUUAUCUUGGUCUGGAUCAACCAUUCACUGCCGAGCACAUUACUGAGGGCAUGUUGAGUAGCAGGCCAGAAUUGGAGCCUCUUCUAACUGAACGUGAGCUUUUUUGGAGACUCGCUCACUUUUCCCGAUUUGAGGAGACUCCGCAGAAAAAUAUAAAACAUGUAUUACUGGAUGACCUUGUAAAAGGUACCAAGCCAGACUUACUGUCGUUAAAGAAGAAUCUAGUAUCACUAUUAGAGGAUGCUUCUCAACCAGGAGUCUAUCAACAGAGUUAUUCAUACAUCAUGAAAUUACAUAUAUUGAACGAAUUUGAUAAGGCAAUGUCAAUGAUGUUGAGCAAUGUGGAGGGUCUUCCAAUGAUACUGGAAGAGUGGGAAAAACGCGGACAAUUAUUGAGAACAUCCCGUGGCGUAGAGUUUGUUCUGAGUAUGCGUAGAGCUACUUUAGAUUUAGCUGUACAAUUGCAACGAAAGACUCGUAAUACUGAGAAUUUAACACUCAAGCAAGAAAUCGGAAAAAUUUGGUUAAAGAGUGCGAAAAUUGCUAGGAAAGCUGGCUUGCACCAACAAGCAUAUAUGCAUAUCUUAUCGGCCAGUGAUUCGUGCCCACCGCAGUUAUUGUAUGUAGAACAAGCUCAAUUGUAUUGGCAAAAAGGUUGUCAAGAAGACGCUUUCACUACUUUGAAUCGUUGUUUUUCAAAUUGCUUUCAACCAGCACAAUAUUACAAGCAAUUACCUUCCGGGGAAUGUACCGCAGAGCGGAAACAGUUUGCAAAGGCAAAGUUGCUGUUUGCAAAAUAUAACGACGAAACUCUCAACGUUGAUACAGAUGGUUGUAUCAUUAACUAUAAAGAAGCAAUAGACGUAUGGAGAGGGUGGGAUAAAAGCUGGUUAUCUUGCGCUCAAUAUUACGAAGCUGUUGUCGAGAGGAUGCCAGAAGAUGAUAGACAUAAAAGUAGACGCGACCUGCAAGUGCAUAUGAUGAAUUGUUAUGGUAAAUCACUUCAGUAUAGCUGCAAAUAUAUUCACUACUCAAUGCCGAAGAUGUUGACCGUUUGGUUGGAUCUUGCCUCUCGUGCUACAAUCACUACUGACCCAAUAGAUGUUAUUAGAUCUCGUCAAGAUUGUUUGUCGAAGAUGACUAAGAUCAUGGACGUCUAUCAUCAGAGAUUACCAACGUUCAUGUGGUUGACAGCAUUCAGUCAACUUGUGUCUAGAAUUUGUCACCCAUCUCCGGAAGUGCAGAAUACUCUCCGUGCAAUUCUAGUAAAUUUGAUUAUAGCGUAUCCUCAGCAUUGCUUAUGGAUGAUGGCAUCAGUUUUUAAUUCUUCAUAUUCAGCGCGACAGAAAAGUUGCCAAGAUAUAUUAAACCAUCCACAGUUGAAAACACUGGAAAUGUCUAAGCUUAUCAGAGAUUUUCACAGACUUUGGGAAAAAUUGAUCGAGUUAUCUAAUAAAACAAUACCAGACAACAUAGUAAAUACCACGGUGACUCAAUUGUCGAAGAAUUUACCGAGAUUGCUUGCGAGCAAAGAUUUCAGUCCAAUUAUGAUGCCAACAACGAAAUUCAGGCAGCUGCAUCUUCCAUCCAAGAAUGCUUCACUAGAUAAUCAUAAUCCAUUUCUACUGAAAUGGGUGCACAUAUCGAGAAUAGAAGAUAACGUGGUAAUAAUGCCAUCGCUUCAACGGCCACGACGAAUUACAUUAAGAGGAUCGGAUGGCAAAAAAUAUCUUUUCAUGUGUAAGCCAAAAGAUGACUUACGAAGGGAUUUCAGAUUGAUGGAAUUUAAUGACAUCGUAAACAAAUACCUUCAAAAUGAUCCCGAGUCACGUCAAAGGAGACUCUAUAUAAGGACAUACAGCGUGGUGCCGUUAAACGAAGAGUGCGGUUUAAUAGAGUGGGUACCAAACUUAGUCGGUCUCCGACCUACCAUUAUGAAUCUGUACAAAGAAAAAGGCAUUUUAAUUUCAUCUAGAGAACUUAAAACGAUGGUGUGUGCGUUAAAUGACCUAUUAGACAAGAAGAGGCAAGUAUUUAUAGAAAAACUAUUGCCACGACAUCCAGCUGUAUUCGCAGAGUGGUUUCGCAUUAUGUUUCCUGAUCCAUAUGGGUGGUAUGAAGCUCGUACAGCGUACAUCAGGACCACCGCUGUUAUGUCCAUGGUGGGUUAUAUACUCGGGCUUGGCGAUCGUCACGGAGAGAAUAUAUUGUUUGAUUCCAAAUGCGGAGAUUGUGUACACGUUGAUUUCAACUGCUUAUUUAAUAGGGGUGAACAGUUUGACUGGCCGGAACGUGUACCAUUUCGCUUGACUCAUAACAUGGUGGAUGCUAUGGGUCCUUUAAAAAUUGAGGGACCAUUCAGACGUGCUUGUCAAGUUACUAUGCGAGUACUUCGGCAACAAUCGAGCACAUUGCUGAGCGUACUCACGCCUUUUGUAUAUGAUCCACUUGUCAGUUGGAACAAAAAACAAGCCGGUGAUGCGGCUGAAAAAACGAAUGAAAAGGCUGUAGAAAAUAUAAAGAACAUCGAGCAACGAUUGAAAGGUUUGAUUCGGUAUCCUGGAAGAAAAGCUGAAAAUAUUGCAUUACAUCUCAGUGUCGAAGGACAGACUAAUCAUUUGAUUUUAGAUGCAACAAAUAUAGAUAACUUAUGCCAGAUGUACUUUGGUUGGGGUGCAUAUUUGUGAAAAGUAUAGGAUUACUCAUGGAGCAAAACCCCAUACGGGCAAUAGAAUUCAGAACAGCAAUUUUUUAAGAAAAUUUUUGUUAUAUUUGCAGUUAUAAUUUAAAGACCUACCAGACAAAUUAUGAGACUGCUGGCUAACGUUUGCAGGAAUAUUGGAUUAAAAACCAUUUCCAUAUGAUCACAAAACCUAAAUGUAACAUUAUUAUUUUUCAUAAUCACAGAUACUGCUUAAGAGUUUUUAUUUACAUAAAAUUAUUGAAGAACUAUAUAACAUAUAAUGUUUAAUAAUAUGUACUAAAUAUAAGAUUAUUAGAGUUCUCUUUAAUUGACUUUUUAAUCGUUAUUAUAAUUUUAUUUCUUUUUUUGUAAUAUCAGAUUUUUCAUUCACAUUUAUAAUUUUUUUAUAAUUAUGGUACAUUAGUUUCUUCUGAGCUGACACUUCGAAGCAACAUAAAGUAUGAGACAGCAGUGCUCAAUACCUGCAAAUCAAAAUUAGAAUAUUUUUUGUUUAUCUUAUAAUAAGUGAGAUGUAUAUGCAUAACAUUCUUACUGAGUUGAAAUUCUCCAAAUGCAUUACGUAGAAUCUUCCUGCAGUAAUUUUACUUGGCUCCUGACUACGCAACAUAGGCAAACAUAUCUCGUUUUUAAAGGAAACUGGCAAUUUAUACCAACUGGUUGAAUAUAGUGUUUUACUGAUUGCGAAACUCUAUGGCAUAGAUAAAAUGUGUAUGAUGAGUUUGUUUCUUAUUGUAUUAAUUUUGUUAUUUCGUUACUUACCUCAUUUAUUAGAAUAUCACCAGGAAUACAAAAAAGUAACAAUUGGAAAAGUGCCAUUAUUAAAUAUGAAAAGUAUUUAAUCAAUUUAGAUUUUGCUGCUAAUUCCUACUAAUAAAAUUCGAUGUAAACAUAAGAUUGCCAAUAUAAUAGAUUUUCGAGGAAAUUUUGUUAUACUUGCAGUUGUAAUUUGAAGACCUACUAGACAAAUUAUGAGACUGCUAGCCAAUGUUUGCAGGAAUAACAUUGGACUAAAAACCAUUUCCAUAUGAUCACAAAACCUAAAUGUAACAUUAUUAUAUUUCAUAAUCACAGCUACUGCUUAAGUUUUUAUUUAGAUAAAAUUACCGGAGUAUUAUAUAAUGAUGUUUAAUAAUAUGUAUUAUUUGUAACUUGAUUUUUCGCACAGAAUCUUCUUUAUUGUGUGCGUAUGGUACCUGGAUAGAAUAAAAAAAUCUUUUACGUAAUAUAUCUACAAGCAUAUGACAAUAGGCCACUACAUGCGUUUUAAUUUAUAGUAAUUGUAAUGAUAAAUUGUAUGGAAAAUUGUUAAGUAAUUAUAUACUGACGAAGCCAAUUUGAACGUUAAUAUUUUUUAUCUUUUCUUGAAGUAUUUUGAAAUGGCCACAUGUAUGAAACAACGCUGUUGCAAUUAAGGUGUCAGUUCCCAGGAUAACAAGACCACAUAAGCUCGUUGCUAUCACUUGCGAAAGAUAAACGAUCUACAUAACCAAAGAUACAAGUGUUACUAUUCUAAAUUAAACGCGAAAAUGAUAUUGUUCUUACCUCGUAUAUCGGAAAAUUAUAAUAAGAUUUAGGAUAUAAAGCUAAGAAUGGAAAAUGUUUUGUAUUGUUAUCAUUAGAUCCAACAUUGUUAUCGUUAGUGAUUGUAGUAAUAAGUAUUUCAAUUAGAGGUAGACUGAAGAAAAAUAGUAAAGAAUUACAAAUUAAAAAUACAUAUCCUUUAGUAAGCUUU